GAUGAAGUGAGCGAGUUGUGGGGGAUUCCGAAGACUUUGAACACAGCUUCAGUCUUCCUGCUCGGGAGCAUCGAUGAAGUGAGCGAGUUGGGGGAUUCAGACGACCCUGAACGCAGUUCCCCGUCAGUCUUUCUACUCGGGAGCAUCGAUGAAGUGAGCGAGUGGGGGGGAUUUCGACGACUUUGAACGCAGCAGCCGCCGUCAGUCUUCCUGCUCGGGAGCAUCGAUGAAGUGAGAGAGUUGGGGGGAUUCCGACGACAUUGAACGCAGCAGCCGCCGUCAGUCUUCCUGCCCGGGAGCAUCGAUUAAGUGAGCGAGUUGGGGGGAUUCCGACUACUUUGAACGUAGCAUCAGUCUUCCUGCUCGAUGAAGUUCUGUCCAAGAUGGCGGACUUCCUGCCGUCCCGCGCCGUCUUAUCCGCGUGUUUCCCGCACUGCCUGCUCAGCAGCGGGGAGGCCGAGCAGCUGCAGAGGUCCAAGGAGAUAGACAAGUGUCUUCUGCGGGACAAGAGCUACGUGAAGCGGCUAGUUAAAAUCCUGCUCCUGGGAGCGGGCGAGAGCGGCAAGUCGACUUUCCUCAAGCAGAUGCGGAUCAUCCACGGCCGCGACUUCGAGCAGAGAGCCAAGGAAGACUUCAGAGACACCAUUUAUAGCAACGUUAUUAAAGGUAUUCGAGUGUUAGUGGAUGCUCGAGAAAAGCUCCACAUCCCAUGGGGCAACUUGUCCAACCAGCGCCAUGGAGACAUAUUGAUGGCCUUCGACACGCGGUCUAUGGUGGCCCAUGGCCAUGGUCUGGUGCAGCCUAAGGUUUUUCAGCACUACCUGCCAUCCAUCCGGGACCUGUGGACUGACCAGGGAAUUCAGACCGCUUAUGACCGUCGCAGAGAAUUCCAGUUGGGGGAGUCGGUCAGAUAUUUCCUGGACAAUUUGGAAAAGCUUGGACAGUCGGACUACCUCCCCAGCCAGCAGGACAUCCUCCUGGCCAGAAAACCCACCAAGGGCAUUCACGAAUACCACUUUGACAUCAAGAAUGUGCCUUUUAAAAUGGUGGACGUGGGCGGUCAGCGUUCUGAGAGGCGACGGUGGUUUGAAUGCUUCGACUCCGUCACGUCCAUCCUCUUCCUUGUCUCCUCCUCUGAAUAUGACCAGGUGUUAAUGGAAGAUCGACAUACCAAUCGCCUGAGCGAGUCUCUCAACAUCUUUGAGACCAUCGUCAACAAUCGAGUGUUCACCAACGUUUCCAUUAUCUUGUUCCUAAACAAGACGGACCUUCUGGAGAACAAGGUGAGGCAAGUGUCCAUCAGAGACUAUUUUCCAGAAUUCUCAGGCGAACCUACAAGCCUGGCGGACGUCCAAGUCUUCUUGGUGGAGUGUUUUCGAAAGAAGCGCAGGGAGCAACAGCAGAAACCACUUUACCACCAUUUCACCACCGCCAUCAACACUGAGAACAUCCGCCUGGUGUUCCGAGAUGUUAAAGACACCAUCUUGCAUGACAACCUCAAGCAGCUCAUGUUGCAGUGACACAGGAACAUGACCAGGAACAUGAUGGUGCAAGUUGCUGAUGUUUUCUUGUCCACCAGCCUGCAGGGGAACAGUCCAUGUCCUCUAGUCCCUAAUGGACAUGUAGACUAUGAAAGGAGGUCACCCUUUUCUCUAGUCCCUAAUGGACAUGUAGACUAUGAAAGGAGGUUACCAUGUCCUCUAGUCCCAAAUGGACAUGUAGACUAUGAAAGGAAGUCACCACUACUAGCAAACAUUCCUGAUCUUUGCCUUACUUAGCAUAUUAAGGAGCAUACAAUCCAUCUUUCUUACACACACACACACGUACAUUCAUACUCACACACAUACAUACAGACAUACACACAUACAUACGUACAUACACACAUGGAUACACACGCACAAUGUGUGUUCAGUGUGAAUGACAUUUUUUAAUGAUGGAUUCCUUUUCUACAAAUGUAUGUAUUAGCAUGUUUUAGUAACAAAUGUACCACUUGUGUUCAUGGACACUUCAGUGAGAACAUCAUCUUCAUUCAUUCCUUCACCCACCACUUUUACAACCAUCUUUUAUUUCCAUGUCAAUAAGAUGCACUCUCACUCUUUA
This is a messenger RNA of Nerophis lumbriciformis (worm pipefish), 2100 nucleotides long. RefSeq names its product guanine nucleotide binding protein (G protein), alpha 13b (gene gna13b). Gene Ontology annotation, biological process: Rho protein signal transduction; adenylate cyclase-activating G protein-coupled receptor signaling pathway. Lineage: Eukaryota; Metazoa; Chordata; Actinopteri; Syngnathiformes; Syngnathidae. The record is from RefSeq and is a predicted model, not a curated record. Gene Ontology annotation, molecular function: G-protein beta/gamma-subunit complex binding; D5 dopamine receptor binding; guanyl nucleotide binding. Gene Ontology annotation, cellular component: brush border membrane; cytoplasm; heterotrimeric G-protein complex.